CGCCGGUGCUUUCUUAAAGGGCCAGUACACCGCAAAGUGGCGUUUUCAACAAAUUGCCUCCUUUGUUGUCGACGCGCGGAAUGGAUUACACGCCACAUUGAUGCAUCGGGCGUUUUGAUUAUAAGACGGGCAAACAAGACGACGAGUGGCGGCGUAAAAACGCCGGAAGUGACCGCCGAGCGCAUCGGCCGUUUUUUACCGCAGUGCAUCCGCAGCAUCCUCUCGACUGAGAGGCGAGAAGUGCUGUGCUGUGGCGCAGCAACGUCGCUGGAAACCAAGCACAGGACGGAUCUAUUCUUCAUUUAUUGUUCAUCUAUUGUUAGAUAGAUGACUUAUUCCCAAAAAUAGGACAUUACUCCAACCGUAGAAGAAGGCCUCCAAAAUUGAGCACAGUAAACCGGGAUUAGGGAUUAAAUAUUUGUAUUCAGGUUUGCGCUAAAUACCAUUUUAAUGCAUGCCAAUUCAAACUUGCAUGUCGCACGUAUGAAUAUUUCCGAGCACACUACCGGGAUUUGUGCGUGUGUUCCCUGCAGGCAGCUUUAAUGGCGUCCCUGUGCAUCCCUCGUUAGAAAAAAAAACCCUCAGGGGGGGAAAGUAAUCUAAUUUCAGGGUGAAUAUAUCCGGGGAACACUGUGAGUCAUCACUCCACCUGGAAUGUUUGACAAAAAGUCUUCCAUUAAUUAAAAAGUCAGCAGCAAUAAUUAACCAAAGGAGGCUAUUUUGCACAUUACAAUGCAUGCUGGUUGAUUUAUUUAUGAUUGUAGUCUGCACUUAAAUCGGCAGUGUUCUUAAAAUAAAAGCAUCAAUAACAAUCAAUAAGUAGAUUAAGAACCUUUUGCGUGGCCUAUCAUCCAAUAACAUGACGCCAAUCCAUACCCUGCUCCUUUUCCUCUCCUGCACAUUGUUUGUGCACCAGUGUCACGGGGCGUGUGCGGAGGUGGACUCGGACACAGAGGCGGUGGCGGGCCAAGGCUUCAAACUGGGCUGCAUCUCCUGCAAGAAGAGGAGUGAAGUCAAAGCCUCCGCCUCGGUGGAAUGGUACUUCCAGGCCGAUGGGGAGUUUGACUUUGUGCAGAUCUACACCUACGAGGAUGGAUCCCCCACUGAAAAAGAGGACUUUAAAGGCCGCCUGGAUUGGAACGGAACCAAGAGGAGCAGAGACAUCCAAGACGCGUCGAUAUAUCUGCUCAACGUCACCUUCAACGACUCGGGCACGUACAGCUGCUUCUUCAACCGCAUCCUCAGCUUUGACAACUACGAGUAUACCACCACCAUCAACAAAGUGGUCCACCUCAAAGUGGUGGCGAAAGCCACCAGAGGCACGGCAUCCAUUGCGUCCGAAGUCAUGAUGUACGUGUCCAUCAUCGGCCUGCAGGUGUGGCUCCUCAUCGAGAUGAUAUACUGCUACAGAAAAAUAUCAGCAGCCGGGGAAGAAGCAUUAAGAGAAGCCGCGAAUGCAGAAUAUUUAGCAAUUGCCUCAGAAAGUAAAGAUAACUGUGCAGGGGUGCAGGUUGGAGAAUAGCAAAAGGCUUCCAACUGGGACUGAAAAGAUCCUGUGAUACGUCCCGCUAACUGCAUGAAAACAACUUUGUAGGGGGGGUGAUAGAACAGACAUCACCUUCAUCCUAAGUCUUCUGUUGAAUCUUCCCUUUUCCUCCAUAAAGACCUCAAAUGCACAUGAAGCACAGCGAGAGAGAAGAGACAGCAUGGUACCAGCACUGUAAAUAUUUUGCUACGCACAAAAGCAUUAUGCAUUAAUGAGCCACAUUGUCACAAGCAUACACUGUACUCAUAACAAAGUAUUAGCUCCACAUACUGGACAUUUAUGAGAUGUACGGUUUGUGAACGGAAGCUUUCUACUAACUCACCACCAGCCCAAUGUAUGAUAAACACCCAACAUGUAUGUUAUUCAUGAAAUAGAAUGUGGUGAACUAUGAUGGCAAACUCCCAUGCACCACAUCCAACCAGUCUACAUGUGCUUUGAGAACUUGGAGAAGGCAUUCGACCGUGUUCCCCGGGAAGUCCUGUGGGUAGUGCUCAGAGUAUGGGGUAUCGGACUGUCUUAUUGUGGCGGUCCGCUCUCUGUAUGAUCAGUGUCAGAGCUUGGUCCGCAUUGCCGGCAGUAAGUCGGACACGUUUCCAGUGAGGGUUGGACUCCGCCAAGGCUGCCCUUUGUCACCGAUUCUGUUCAUAACUUUUAUGGACAGAAUUUCUAGACGCAGUCAGGGCGUUGAGGGUAUCUGGUUUGGUGGCUGCAGGAUUAGGUCUCUGCUUUUUGCAGAUGAUGUGGUCCUGAUGGCUUCAUCUGGCCAAGAUCUUCAGCUCUCACUGGAUCGGUUUGCAGACGAGUGUGAAGCGACUGGGAUGGGAAUCAGCACCUCCAAGUCCGAGUCCAUGAUUCUCGCCCGGAAAAGGGUGGAGUGCCAUCUCCGGGUUGGGGAGGAGAUCUUGCCCCAAGUGGAGGAGUUCAAGUACCUCGGAGUCUUGUUCACGAGUGAGGGAAGAGUGGAUCGUGAGAUGGACAGGCGGAUCAGUGCGGCGUCUUCAGUAAUGCGGACGCUGUAUCGAUCCGUUGUGGUGAAGAAGGAGCUGAGCCGGAAGGCAAAGCUCUCAAUUUACUGGUCGAUCUACGUUCCCAUCCUCACCUAUGGUCAUGAGCUUUGGGUUAUGACCGAAAAGACAAGAUCACGGGUACAAGCGGCCGAAAUGAGUUUCCUCCGCCGGGUGGCGGGGCUCUCCCUUAGAGAUAGGGUGAGAAGCUCUGUCAUCCGGGAGGAGCUCAAAGUAAAGCUGCUGCUCCUCCACAUCGAGAGGAGCCAGAUGAGGUGGUUCGGGCAUCUGGUCAGGAUGCUACCCGAACGCCUCCCUAGGGAGGUGUUUAGGGCACGUCCGACAGGUAGGAGGCCACGGGGAAGACCCAGGAAGAGUUGGGAAGACUAUCUCUCCCGGCUGGCCUGGGAACGCCUCGGGAUCCCCCGGGAGGAGCUGGACGAAGUGGCUGGGGAGAGGGAAGUCUGGGCUUCCCUGCUUAGGCUGCUGCCCCCGCGACCCGACCUCGGAUAAGCUGAAGAGGAUGGAUGGAUGGAUGGAACUA
Messenger RNA from Entelurus aequoreus (snake pipefish), 3094 nucleotides. It is a transcript of the gene scn1bb, whose product is annotated as sodium channel, voltage-gated, type I, beta b. The transcript has 6 exons. The coding region runs from base 860 to 1522 and encodes 220 amino acids. NCBI's taxonomy places the organism in Eukaryota, Metazoa, Chordata, Actinopteri, Syngnathiformes, Syngnathidae. Gene Ontology annotation, biological process: sodium ion transport; cardiac muscle cell action potential involved in contraction; regulation of heart rate by cardiac conduction. Gene Ontology annotation, cellular component: voltage-gated sodium channel complex. Gene Ontology annotation, molecular function: sodium channel regulator activity. The record is from RefSeq and is a predicted model, not a curated record.